AUGUGUCCACAACAGGAGCUGAACAGUGUUAACUACCUGGACCUGUACCGUGUGGCUGAUCUGUUCCACCUCCCUGCUCUGGAGGAGGCUGUGGUCAGCUUCCUGGUAGAACACCUGUGUGAGCUGCAGCAGAGCCACCAGGAGGAGGUGCUGCUGCUCCCCUACCGCCUCCUCAAGGAGGUGCUGAAGAGCGACCACCUCACCUCCCUCAACGAGGAGGAGAUCUGGCAGGUACACUGCACUGGCUCCUCACAGUCAAACACACACAAUGGAAGCAACAAACACAUGUUCGCAAAUGCAUGCGCAUAUACAGACACAUGCACGCACGCACACACACACACCACACACACUGUAUAUAUGCACACCAUAAAAUGCAGAUCUUCAUACAGCCAGACCCACACAGACUUUGAUAUACUACAACACACAAUGUGUCAUAAAACAUCAAUUUCCAUUGUCUGCACCAAAAUGCACUAUUUAUAUUUAUGUAUCGGAGUGAAUAGGAAAGGAAGGCGUAUGUCUCUGUGUGUAUAUAUGUAUGAGGGAUGGGUGAGGUGUGGAGGGGGGGGGCUGUGCGUUUUGACUGUUCAUUUGCACCAAUCAGGCCCCCCUCUCCCCCUCUUCUCUCUCCCACCCUCUCUGAUUAGGCCCACCGCGGCUUCAUCAGGGCCCCAAUCCCCCAGCUGUCACUCCGGCCGCCCGACUGAUUGAAAACAAUCAGGCCUCUGAUGGCACAAUUACCCUGACCCUUUAGCCAGGCGAUGCCGCCAUAAUCAGACCCUGAUUAGGCUGCUUUGGGCCUCCUUCACUCUGCCGAGAAGGUUAAUUUGGGCAUCCGCCCGAAAAAAAACGUGCGGGAGCCAAUACCCAGCCGAUAUAGUUUGCCUGUCAAUCAUCGUCACACCGACUUCUCUCCGAGUCUCACGCUCUGGAAAUCACAUUUUCUUGGGUCUUUGUUUUUUUUCCCCCUUCUUUGCAGUUUGCCUUUCUCUGGCUGCUCUCUCUCUCUCCCUCUCCCUUUCUCUUUGGGGAGGAGGGGAGGAAGGGGAAGUUGAUUUAUUCUCUGCCCCAAGGAAGUUGUCUGAUCCAGCGUGACCUUCACAGUCAGCCUACCGGAGCGCACACAUCCCUCCGCCACUUCAGAGGUGGGAGGAGGGGGGAGAGCGAGGGAAAGAGAGAGAAAGGAGGAGAGGGGUGUAGAUAGCAAGACCGAGAAGAGGACAAAGCAGAGAGUGGAAGGGGGGGUGUAAAUACUGUUGCGUUGGCAUGUAUUUAAGAAGGAAGAGAAAAAGGAGAGGCAUUGACAGUAGCAGGACAAUAUAUACAGUGCACGUGUGAUUGAUGUGUGAAUAUGUCUGUGUCUAUGUAAAUGGUGUUUUGGUGUGCUGUUUGUACAGAAUAUGGUUUGAAUGCAUAUACAAGCCAGUGUAAUGUUUGAAUAGGAUUUCAGUGUGUAUGCAGUGUGCCUGCGAGUCAGGAGGAGGUGCUGACAGUGAACCGCUCCAGCUCAGUAAUCUUGCAGUGCUAUAAUAAGUUCCCUGUCUCUGUACUGAUUGUGUUAAAAGCCACUUUGUUUCCCUGAUAAUGGUAUCAGUGAUCUUCAGCCAUCUCACCCACAUUCACACGCUGCUGCCACAGCUAAACAGCCUCCGAUUGCUCUCAAGUUCAAUUAAAUCCCCUCUCUGCUUCUCUCCUCUCCUGGUCCUCAACAAAGGAAUGUACCGGUGGAUAUUCAUGAUGCUUGCACACAACACACUAUUGUGUGUGUGUGUGCGUUUGUAUAAGUGUGUUAAUGUAUACAGUAACACACUCGUCUUGAUCUUGCAACACUGCUCUGUAGGCAUUUAGAAUACUAAUAAGAAUGAAUCGCGUCACUCUGUCUUCCUCUUCCCCUCUCGUCUCUAGCUGGUAGUGUGCUGGUUAGAGCAUGACUGUCGGUACCAGUACACAGAGGACCUGAUACAGCAUGUUCGUUACGGCCUUAUGGAUGUGGCCGCCCUGCACCACGUGGCACAGUGCCACCCGCUGGUCCAGUCCAGUGCCACCGCCGCCACCCUAGUGGACGAGGCUAUAGAGUACCACCGUGCCACCUACGCCCAACCCCUCCGCCAGACCGCCCACACCAAGCCCCGCUUCCAGUCUCUCACCCUCUACAUCGCCGGCGGGCGCAAGCGCGAGGUGAGCCGCGUACGGGAGCUGCGUUACUUCAACCCGGCCGCCCAGGAGAACGUGCGGGUGGCAGGGUGCUCCAACUGGAGCGAGCUGGCACCCAUGCCCGCCGGGCGCAGCCACCACUGCGUGGCCGUCAUGGGUCACUUCCUGUUUGUGGCGGGCGGCGAGGUGGAGCAUUCCACGGGGAGGACGUGUGCAGUGAGGACCGCCUGUCGGUACGACCCCCGGGGGAACCGCUGGACAGAGAUAGCCUCCAUGAAGGCGUGCAGGGAACACUUUGUCCUGGGGGCUCUGGGCCAGUACCUGUACGCUGUGGGGGGGAGGAAUGAGCUGAGACAGGUGCUGCCCACUGUGGAACGCUACUGUCCCAGGAGGAACAAGUGGACCUUCGUCCAGUCCUUUGACCGCUCGCUGUCCUGCCACGCCGGCUGUGUGGCUGACGACCUGCUCUGGGUCUCAGGUACACACACACCCAGAUGGAGAAUAGUGCAUAACAGACUGAACACACACACAUACUGUACAUACAGUGGGGGGAAAAAAGUAUUUAGUCAGCCACCAGUUGUGCAAGUUCUCCCACUUAAAAAGAUGAGAGAGGCCUGUAAAUUUCAUCAUAUGUGCACGUCAACUAUGACAGACAAAUUGAGAAAAAAAAUCCAGAAAAUCACAUUGUAGAAUUUUUAAUGAAUUUAUUUGCAAAUUAUGGUGGAAAAUAAGUAUUUGGUCACCUACAAACAAGCAAGAUUUCUGGCUCUCACAGACCUGUAACUUCUUCUUUAAGAGGCUCCUCUGUCCUCCACUCGUUACCUGUAUUAAUGGCACCUGUUUGAACUUGUUAUCAGUAUAAAAGACACCUGUCCACAACCUCAAACAGUCACACUCCAAACUCCACUAUGGCCAAGACCAAAGAGCUGUCAAAGGACACCAGAAACAAAAUUGUAGACCUGCACCAGGCUGGGAAGACUGAAUCUGCAAUAGGUAAGCAGCUUGGUUUGAAGAAAUCAACUGUGGGAGCAAUUAUUAGGAAAUGGAAGACAUACAAGACCACUGAUAAUCUCCCUCGAUCUGGGGCUCCACGCAAGAUCUCACCCCGUGGGGUCAAAAUGAUCACAAGAACGGUGAGCAAAAAUCCCAGAACCACACGGGGGGACCUAGUGAAUGACCUGCAGAGAGCUGGGACCAAAGUAACAAAGCCUACCAUCAGUAACACACUACGCCGCCAGGGACUCAAAUCCUGCAGUGCCAGACGUGUCCCCCUGCUUAAGCCAGUACAUGUCCAGGCCCGUCUGAAGUUUGCUAGAGUGCAUUUGGAUGAUCCAGAAGAGGAUUGGGAGAAUGUCAUAUGGUCAGAUGAAACCAAAAUAGAACUUUUAGGUAAAUACUCAACUCGUCGUGUUUGGAGGACAAAGAAUGCUGAGUUGCAUCCAAAGAACACCAUACCUACUGUGAAGCAUGGGGGUGGAAACAUCAUGCUUUGGGGCUGUUUUUCUGCAAAGGGACCAGGACGACUGAUCCGUGUAAAGGAAAGAAUGAAUGGGGCCAUGUAUCGUGAGAUUUUGAGUGAAAACCUCCUUCCAUCAGCAAGGGCAUUGAUGAUGAAACGUGGCUGGGUCUUUCAGCAUGACAAUGAUCCCAAACACACCGCCCGGGCAACGAAGGAGUGGCUUCGUAAGAAGCAUUUCAAGGUCCUGGAGUGGCCUAGCCAGUCUCCAGAUCUCAACCCCAUAGAAAAUCUUUGGAGGGAGUUGAAAGUCCGUGUUGCCCAGCGACAGCCCCAAAACAUCACUGCUCUAGAGGAGAUCUGCAUGGAGGAAUGGGCCAAAAUACCAGCAACAGUGUGUGAAAACCUUGUGAAGACUUACAGAAAACGUUUGACCUGUGUCAUUGCCAACAAAGUGUAUAUAACAAAGUAUUGAGAAACUUUUGUUAUUGACCAAAUACUUAUUUUCCACCAUAAUUUGCAAAUAAAUUCAUAAAAAAUCCUACAAUGUGAUUUUCUGGAAUUUUUUUUCUCAUUUUGUCUGUCAUAGUUGACGUGUACCUAUGAUGAAAAUUACAGGCCUCUCUCAUCUUUUUAAGUGGGAGAACUUGCACAAUUGGUGGCUGACUAAAUACUUUUUUUCCCCACUGUAUACACACACACACAUGCACGCCACCUGUGUGUAAUACUCUUCUCUGUUACAGGUGGAGUCACAAACACAGCUCAGUACCAGAAUAGACUGAUGGUGUACGACCCAGAACAGGUAACUGAAGAACAGGUAGUACAGAGAAAUAAGAGAAAAGACAGUAAGACAAAUGUCAUCCAAACAUUUAAGAACCAUGGAUUCAGAACAAUCUGUUUAUGUGAUAGCUGGGUAAUACGCUUGUUUACUGCAAUAGGAGGGUGUGUGUUUGUGUGCGUGUGAGACAGAGAGCCCGCGCGCAAGGGGGAGAGCAAUAGAGAGAGAAAGAGAGCAAGAGAGAAAGAGAGUGAGCGAGCAGGAGACAGAGAAAGUCUCAUUUGUAUUCACCGUGGAGCUACAUUCACCUGCCAGGAACACCACCCCCCACCCACACUACCCUCAACAGAUGGCCAACCGUCAACUCCCACCAGACAUACGCACACACACACGCGAACACACACACACAUACACAAUCGCACACACACACGCUAGCUCACAUACGCACACAAACAUGGUCACGUACACUCACCCCCCUUUCCCCCACACACACAUACAAAACAACCAUAGACACACUUAGUCAAAUGUGCACAGUCGGAUACUCCAUGUAAAAUGGAGAGGGUGAAGUAUAUUAUUAGGAAUGGGGAGAAAUCACUAGGAAAAGUCAUAGCCCUGGUGACACAUUAUUUAUCCAGCACUGAACAUACAUCAAUUACCCAAGCAGGGAUAUGCUAAAAUAUUAAUCCAUCUAUUCAACAUCUUCUCACCAUCCUUUUUGCUCCCCACCUUCUCUUUCUCUCACUCUCUCCCCCCACCCCUCUCUCCUCCAUUCCCCCCCUCUCCACUCACCCCUCUCUCUCUUUCCUCAUCUCUCCCCCUUUCUCUCUCUGACAGAACCAGUGGCUGGCCCGCAGUCCCAUGCUGCAGAGGCGAGUGUACCACGUCAUGGCCGUGGUGAGAAGGCAGCUGUAUGUGCUGGGAGGUAAUGACCUUGACUACAACAACGACCGCAUCCUGGUCCGCCACAUAGACUCCUAUGACAUAGACAUGGACCAGUGGACCCGCUGCACCUUCAGCCUACUCACGGGUGGGUGGGCUGCACAUACACACGCUCAUGCAUACGCAUGCACGUGCACACACACGUACGCAUGCACACAUACUAGAUAAGAUCACUGUCCUCCUUUUUCCCUUGUGACUAUCCACCCCUCCCGACCUUGAUUCCCUGUGAAGUUGUCAAAUAAGUUCAAGGUGAAGUCAUGAGAGGAGACAGAGUUAUUUCCGGAACUUUCUGAAUGCACCCUAUGUCUCAGGUGACAUUGAAUCAUAUGGCCUCUCUUUGGCACAGUGAAUCAUUGUUUUCGCUAUCUCCUCCGCAGGUCAGAACGAGUCUGGCGUGGCAGUCCAUGAUGACCGAAUAUAUGUUGUUGGUGGAUAUUCUAUUUGGACCAAUGAGCCCCUAGCGUGUAUUCAGGUGAGUGACAGAUUUAUUAAAAAUUGUUUAAUGUUGUGCAUUAUAAAUCAUUAUGCAUAGUUAAUAAGGUGUUUUGAAUGCACUUAUAAUGCAUUAUAAAGAAAGAGGGUGUUCAUAGCAAAUGUUCUCUUAUUAAAAUCUCUUAUUAUUUCAUGUGUAUGACAUUUAUAUUUCCCUUCCUGUGGUCCAGGUGUUGGACGUGAGCACGGAGGGGAAGGAGGAAGUGUUCUAUGGACCAACUCUACCAUUCGCCUCCAAUGGAAUAGCAACGUGUUUCCUCCCUGCCCCAUACUUCACCUGCCCCAACCUACAGACUCUACAAGUGCCCCAUCACAGGAUAGGAGCUGUCUAA
This is a messenger RNA of Coregonus sp. 'balchen', 6148 nucleotides long. Lineage: Eukaryota; Metazoa; Chordata; Actinopteri; Salmoniformes; Salmonidae. The record is from the annotation of a GenBank genome assembly.